Morus notabilis is the source of this 949-nucleotide messenger RNA. RefSeq names its product ubiquitin-conjugating enzyme E2 5. The record is from RefSeq and is a predicted model, not a curated record. Gene Ontology annotation, biological process: ubiquitin-dependent protein catabolic process; protein polyubiquitination. Lineage: Eukaryota; Viridiplantae; Streptophyta; Magnoliopsida; Rosales; Moraceae. The transcript has 6 exons. Gene Ontology annotation, molecular function: ubiquitin conjugating enzyme activity. Bases 127 to 678 code for a protein of 183 amino acids. Gene Ontology annotation, cellular component: nucleus.
ACUUGUUUUCUACAUGUCCGAACCGCUUUUGCUCUCUGCCAAUUUCCCCCUCCCUCUCUCUCACCGAAUAAUACCCACAAAACCCAAUCCAAAAAAAACAAAAGAAAAAAGAAAACCUGGGAAAAAAUGUCUUCUCCGAGCAAACGCCGCGAGAUGGAUUUGAUGAAACUGAUGAUGAGCGAUUACAAGGUGGAGAUGAUCAACGAUGGCAUGCAAGAGUUCUAUGUCGAUUUUCAUGGACCCAAAGAGAGUCCUUAUGAGGGAGGAGUAUGGAGGAUAAGGGUGGAGCUCCCAGAUGCUUAUCCUUAUAAAUCUCCAUCUAUUGGCUUUAUCAACAAAAUCUACCAUCCAAAUGUUGAUGAAAUGUCUGGCUCAGUUUGUUUAGAUGUUAUCAACCAGACUUGGAGCCCCAUGUUUGACUUGGUGAAUGUGUUUGAAGUAUUUCUUCCUCAACUCCUUUUGUAUCCGAAUCCAUCUGAUCCAUUGAAUGGAGAAGCGGCUGCUCUCAUGAUGCGCGAUCGUACUACAUAUGAACAAAGAGUAAAAGAGUAUUGUGAGAAAUAUGCCAAGUCAGAAGACAUAGGGGCAGCUGAGGAGGAGAAAUCGAGCGAUGAGGAGCUGAGUGAAGAUGAAUAUGCAUCUAGUGAUGAGGGGAUGGCUGGAAAGGCUGAUCCUUAACUGCAAAUGAAAUGUUGGAAAUCAUUUACUUCGUAUUUCUUUCUGUUUUGUACAUCAUAUAUUCUGCUCCAGGAAAAUGAAACCCCAGAAAACUGAAGGCUUGUGGAAAAAAAAAAAAUUCCUUGCCUCCUCUGGUCGGCUCUUUUAUUUUCCAUGGUGGUUGUGUAAAUUAAUCAAACUAUAUUUAAAGUUUGAAAUAUUCAUUUACUGUUGGAACUAUAUAACAUCUGUAUAUUUGCUCUUUGCUGAUUCUUGCUCACAUAAACCGUUG